This is a messenger RNA of Schistocerca serialis cubense, 2774 nucleotides long. RefSeq names its product serine protease easter-like. NCBI's taxonomy places the organism in Eukaryota, Metazoa, Arthropoda, Insecta, Orthoptera, Acrididae. The record is from RefSeq and is a predicted model, not a curated record. Gene Ontology annotation, molecular function: serine-type endopeptidase activity. Gene Ontology annotation, biological process: proteolysis. Bases 7 to 1173 code for a protein of 388 amino acids. The transcript has 7 exons.
GCAACCAUGGCCAGACGAGGAGCAUCACUGGCCUACUGCGCGUGCGCACUCGCCUUCUUCGCAGCGUUCGCCACCACUGCAAGUGCCCUGUGGUGUGAGACGCCUUGCGUGAAGGUGGCGGAUUGCGGCUGGCUUGCCGCGCUGCUACGUCAGGAGCCACGGCCUCCCGGCGUCGAAGAGGCGAUGCGCCGCCGCGUCUGUGGUUGGCAGGGCCGCUUCGUGCUCGUCUGCUGCGGGUCGCCGCCGGACCAGCCACAACCACAACCACAAGCACCGCCGGAGCCGCAACCACUGCCGGAGCCGCAGCCGCAGGGGCCCGCCUGGCCACAGAACCCGCUGCAGCACCCCAACAUACGGCUCCUGCCCAUGGACACCUGCGGACAGGACGACUCGGACCGCAUCACCCGCGGCAACGUGACUGCCGUCAACCAGUACCCAUGGAUGGCUCUGCUUGGCUACUCGAACGGCGGACCGGUGUCGUUCCUAUGUGGUGGGUCGCUCAUCACCAGCCGCUACGUACUGACCGCAUCGCACUGCGUCAACGGCAGGAAGCUCGGCUCCUACAGGGUGGUGAGCGUGCGCCUGGGCGAGUGGGACCAGCGCACGGACGUGGACUGUGACGGCGAGAUCUGCGCACCGCCGCCCGAGGACUACAGCAUCGAGGAUGCGACGCCGCACCCACAGUACAGGCCGCAGGCCAGCGCCAACGUCGCCAAUGACAUCGCGCUCCUCAGACUCGACCGUGACGCACCCGAUAACUCUUUCAUCAGACCAAUCUGCUUGCCGGUUACACCUGAGAUGAGACAAGCGACGUUCAUCGGGAAGAACCUUGUUGUGGCUGGAUGGGGUACAACCGAAUACGGUGACUCCAGCCCAGUGAAGCUGUACGUGGGUGUGCCGGUGGUGGACGAGCAGACGUGCCAGCAGCGGUACUCGCGCUGGAACCGGCUCAUCGUGCCGUCGCAGAUGUGCGCCGGCGGCAGGGAGGGCAAGGACUCGUGCUCCGGCGACAGCGGCGGCCCGCUCAUGGCCAUCGAGGGCCGGCCGCCCAGGGCUGUCCUCGUCGGCGUCGUCUCGUUCGGCCCCCGCGAGUGCGGCAUGGAGGGCUACCCCGGAGUCUACACCCGCGUCUCCUCCUUCCUCACCUGGAUACUCAACACCAUUCGGCCUUAAUGUCAUGUACACAUCCUACACCGCAUCGCACUGUAUCACUAUCACCUGUCCAUUAUUCGACUGCGUGCCUGCAGGUGAAGUACAUGAAAUCCCAGAUACUACUAUGCACAUUAAUACGACGACUAUCAGCGAUAUUACACCUUAUGUUAUGUUAACUCAGAGGCAGGAUCUGUUCUCAUGCCAUUCCGCCCAAUCAUUUUUAAGAUACUGUAAUUUCACUACUAACUUUUCCCAAGUCAGUAUCUUUUUUGUUUAAAAGACACAAAAUUGACAACUAAUUAUCAUUAAUGGAGAAAAUGAAAUUCAUUAGUGUUGCGUGAUCUACAUGCAUGGAAUGGACUGAGGAACUGAUUAUGGCGAGUAGUAGAUCCAGUAAUUUUUAAUAAAAUCGAUUCUGUGAAUAAUAGAAUGUGCUAAAGCAAUAUGGAUGCCAACUGAAAAUCGCCAGAACUAGAAAGGGUUAUUCUUGAAAAGCAUGUGAUUCAUUUCAAAUUAUGUGAAACUGUAUUACUGAUAACAACUGGUGUAUCAUCUGACACAAUAUACCAUUCUACUUGGUAACAAAAUAAGUUACCCUCCAUUCCCAUACCUUUCAUGGCCUACUUUCAACGAUUAAACUUGAAACCUCCUCAUAGAAAAAUUUAUGAAUUUCUUUGCUGGUAAACCCCCUACGUUAUUUGAUUUUCAAACAGUUGAGCAAAACUGAAUGUAUUCAAACAUUUCUCUCUUUACUUAUUCUGAUCAUCACUAUACUGACACACAAUAUUUUUAGUGCAACGCAAUCUGACUUUCAGUAAUCCCUAAAAGAAUGGCCGUGACUAACAUUAACCUAUACCUUUCAUGAAUCACUUACCUCACAAAAAUCUUCGUUACUCGAACUGCUGCAAUACAGCUGCCAGCUGCUGCCAGCUAGAUAAAGGAUUCUAAUUACUGAAGGCACUAACUACUGAUAGGCAUGGUUAGCAAAUGAAAGAUUUUGAUAGAGAACAAACAAUGUAUUUACCUUAACAGUGUUCAGAAGUCAUAAUAUAUAUAUCAGUUCAUCACAUCCAGUCUUACAAAUUUUGUUUUUCUGAUGGUCACACGUCCAGAUCGUCCGCUCUCAAAACUCUUCCAUCUCUCUCCCCACAUCCACCACUGCUGCCGGCUCACUUCCAACUGUGCAACGCUACGCGCUGUUCACAUCCAACUGCCCAACACUACAAUAGCGAAUAUUCCAACAAUGCCAACCAGCCACAGACUGCACACAGCACAGCCAGUGAUUUUAAUACAGAGCGCUACGUGACGUUACCAACAUAAAAACCUAAAUAGCCUACUUACAAACUUCAUCGACAUAUUCUCACUCAGAUUAAUUAUUUACCAGAAACAGGAUUGCUUCGAUCAUAUUCUUGUUGCUUGUUAUCCCAGAGAAGACAAUUAUUUGGAACACUUAAUAUAUUUAUGCAUUUUUAUGUAUUUUUUUAUUUAUUUUAUUUUUACAAUUCCACAACAUAAAUUCUGUUCUCGUUUUCUAUGAUAAUGUUUGGUAGUUGCAGAUAUGGACGUUUUCAAACACAGAAAGUGAUCUCAAACAGUGAAACCAUGCUGUAUAGUAAGACAAU